AAGCCGAACUCCAAGUCCCAAGUCCAAUUUCCACACUUAUAUAUAUGAACCCCAUCAACUCCUGUUCCUACCAUUACUGCUAUUUCAGUCUUAAGACAUAAGAAAAAAAGAAAAACAUUUGUCAUCUCCAGCUUGAGUAGUAGUAAAGAUGGACAGGAGAAAGUUGUGCCUAAUAGUAGCUCUGCUCCUCUUAUCCAUCUUUUCACAAGCCACCAUUGCUCAAACCGAAGGCGAUGGCAUGCAGGAAAAUGCAGUCACUGAAAAUCCUGAUUAUGUUGUGUUGGAUCCAUUGCCAGGUACAGGACAAGAACGAGCGUUCUGCACAGUUCCGGGAGUUUGCUACUACAGAACUCUCACCUGCCCAACAGAGUGCCCCCAAAGGAAGCCUAAACAUAACAAGAGGCAGAAAGGAUGCUAUAUUGAUUGCACCAGCAAGUGUGAAGCAACUUGCAAGUGGAGACUACCUAGGUGUGAUGGUUAUGGUGCUCUAUGCUAUGAUCCAAGAUUUGUGGGUGGCGACGGGGUGAUGUUCUACUUCCAUGGAGCAAAGGAUACCGACUUUGCCAUUGUCUCAGAUGACAACCUCCACAUUAAUGCACAUCUAAUAGGGAUUCGACCAGAGGGAAGGAAGCGCGACUUUACAUGGGUUCAAGCAUUGUCAGUCAUGUUUGACGCCCAUACACUAGUCCUAGGAGCAAAGAAAGUGUCACACUGGGAUGACAAGAUUGACGCUCUUAUCGUGCAGUGGAAUGGUGAGACAGUUAAUGUCCCGACAGAUGGAGAUGCUGAAUGGAGUGUUAAAACUGCUCAGAGAGCAGUGGUAGUUGAAAGGACAGAUGAUCUUAACAGUGUGAGGGUCACGGUUUCCGGACUGUUGCAAUUGGAUGUGAAGGUAGUGCCAAUAGGAGAGAAAGAAAACAAGGUUCACAACUAUCAAAUACCAGCAGAUGAUGCUUUUGCUCACCUAGAGACACAGUUUAAGUUCUUCAAUCUAUCCAAAGAUGUUGAAGGAAUUCUUGGCAAGACUUACCAGCCAGGCUAUGUAAGUCCAGUCAAGCGGGGCGUGCCAAUGCCAAUCAUGGGCGGCGAAGACAAAUAUCAGACACCGGCACUGCAUUCAGCUCUCUGCAAGAAAUGCAGAUUCCAAAGAUCCUCUAGUAUUGCCUCAAUUUGAUGAUCUUGAGGAAGAUAUUAACCAAUGAGUGUAGUACUGGACUUCGUUCAGUCAAUAGUCUUUUUAUUGUAUGUUAACUAAAUUAUUGCUAUAAAUCUCAUUGUAUUUGGAUAUGUUACUAAGAAUAUGUGAAUAAAUGAUGUGGAAAUCACAUAGAAAUUUUCGAGUU
Messenger RNA from Nicotiana attenuata, 1343 nucleotides. RefSeq lists its product as uncharacterized. The transcript is spliced from 2 exons. The record is from RefSeq and is a predicted model, not a curated record. The coding region runs from base 149 to 1174 and encodes 341 amino acids. NCBI's taxonomy places the organism in Eukaryota, Viridiplantae, Streptophyta, Magnoliopsida, Solanales, Solanaceae.